Molecule: messenger RNA, 3436 nt
Organism: Apus apus (common swift)
Lineage: Eukaryota; Metazoa; Chordata; Aves; Apodiformes; Apodidae
Gene: LIG3
Product: DNA ligase 3
Exons: 20
Coding region: 129-3110 (993 amino acids)
Biological process (GO): mitochondrial DNA repair; DNA biosynthetic process; lagging strand elongation
Cellular component (GO): DNA ligase III-XRCC1 complex
Molecular function (GO): DNA binding; ATP binding; zinc ion binding
Source: RefSeq, a predicted model, not a curated record
CCCCGCGGGCCCCGUUGAGCCGCUGCGGCCCGAAGCGAACGGCCCGGCGGCCCGGGGCGGGACGGGGCGGGAUGGCGGCGCCGGUGCCAUCGCUGUGAGAGGGUCUUGCACACACCGGAGCAGGCUGGAUGCCCGCAGGCGGCAGGACACUCUCACAGGCUGCCCGGGCACUCGGCAGGGGCACAGGACUUCUCUCCUCACACACACAGGUUUCCUUGCCGAGCCCCUACCUGAGCUGUGCUGGUCUUCCCGGGGCCAGCCCCGGUUACUGGCACCAGCUGCUGUCACGGUGUCUGUCCCUCAGGUCUGCAGGCAGAAGCCCGCGUGGUGCUGCUGGGGCUUCCCAUUUCUCCCAGCUUCUCAACACUUGUCUUCGUCCAGCCUGCUCAGCAGCAGAGGACAUGGCAGAGCAGAGGUACUGUGUGGACUAUGCCAAGCGUGGCACAGCAGGCUGCAAGAAGUGCAAGGAGAAGAUUGUGAAAGGGAUGGUGCGCAUUGGGAAGAUUGUUCCCAACCCUUUCACGGAGUCUGGCGGGGACAUGAAGGAGUGGUACCAUGUGAAGUGCAUGUUUGAGAAGCUGGACAAAGCUCGGGCCACCACCAAGAAAAUCGAAGACAUCACGGACUUGGAAGGAUGGGAAGAGCUACAGGAUGGGGAGAAGGAAUUAAUCAACAAGCACAUCUCAGAAGCUAAUUCCAAGGCUGGAAGUACACCCAAGAAAAAAGUGAUAGUCCAAGCUAAGCUCACUGCUACAGGACAACUAACUACAAAAGAUCCAUUGGCUCUCAUCACUCCAUCACCAAAGAAGUUCUCUGGCUUCACAGCCAAGCCGAAGGGUUCCGAAGCCGUGCCUGGGAACGCGCCCCCGCAGCGCAGCCUGUCGGCGGAGCAGUGUGAGCCCGGGCACAAGGACUGCCUGCUGCGGGAGUUCCGCAAGCUCUGCGCCAUGGUGGCCGAGAAGCCCAGCUACAAUGUCAAGACCCAGAUCAUCCAGGACUUCCUGAAGAAGGGCUCGGGAGGAGAUGGUUUUCACGGUGAUGUGUACCUGACCAUUAAGCUGCUGUUACCAGGUGUCAUUAAAAUUGUUUACAACUUGAAUGAUAAGCAGAUUGUAAAACUGUUCAGUAGGAUUUUUAACUGCAGCCAAGAAGAAAUGGUCCGGGACCUGGAACAAGGAGAUGUUUCCGAGACCAUACGCCUCUUCUUUGAACAGAGCAAGUCUUGUCCUCCAGCAGCCAAAAGUCACCUCACCAUCCAAGAGGUGGAUGAAUUCCUCAUCCAGCUGUCAAAGCUUACCAAGGAGGAUGACCAGCAAAGUGUGCUGCAACGCAUCACCCGCAGAUGUACGGGCAACGACCUGAAGUGCAUCAUCAGGCUAAUUAAACAUGACUUGAAAAUGAAUGCUGGAGCAAAGCACGUGUUGGAUGCUUUGGAUCCCAACGCUUACGAGGCCUUCAAAGCCUCCCGCAACCUGCAGGACGUGGUGGAGCGAGUCCUGCGCAACCGCCGGGAGGCCCAGCAGGCGCCGGGCGUGAAGCGAACCCUGAGCGUGCAGGCCUCGCUGAUGACCCCGGUGCAGCCCAUGCUGGCUGAAGCCUGCAAGUCCAUCGAGUACGCCAUGAAGAAGUGUCCCAACGGGAUGUACGCCGAGAUCAAGUACGACGGCGAGCGGGUGCAGGUCCAUAAAAAUGGAGAUCACUUCAGCUACUUCAGCAGGAGCCUCAAACCUGUCCUCCCACACAAAGUAGCCCAUUUUAAGGACUACAUCCCUCAGGCUUUCCCCGGUGCGCAAAGUAUGAUCCUGGAUUCAGAAGUUCUUCUGAUUGACAACAAAACUGGCAAGCCACUUCCUUUUGGGACUCUUGGUGUGCAUAAGAAAGCUGCUUUCCAGGAUGCCAAUGUUUGCUUGUUUGUGUUUGACUGCAUCUAUUUCAAUGACAUCAGCCUGAUGGACAGGCCCCUGUGUGAACGACGCAAGUUUCUCCACGACAACAUGGUGGAAAUUCCCAACAGGAUCCUCUUCUCGGAGAUGAAGCACGUCACGAAAGCUUCAGAUCUGGCAGAUAUGAUCACCCGAGUCAUCCGUGAGGGACUGGAAGGACUGGUGCUGAAAGAUAUAAAGAGCAAUUAUGAACCAGGCAAACGCCAUUGGCUGAAGGUGAAGAAGGACUACCUGAAUGAGGGUGCCAUGGCUGACACAGCAGACCUGGUAGUGCUGGGAGCUUUCUAUGGACAUGGCAAUAAAGGUGGGAUGAUGUCUAUCUUCCUCAUGGGCUGCUAUGAUCCCAAGAGUGAGAAGUGGUGCACUGUGACCAAGUGUUCUGGUGGCCAUGAUGAUGCUACCUUGGCACGUCUGCAAAAUGAGCUAGAUAUGGUGAAGAUCAGCAAGGACCCGAGUAAAAUUCCAAAGUGGCUAAAAAUUAACAAAAUCUACUACCCAGACUUCAUUGUCCCAGACCCAAAGAAAGCUCCAGUGUGGGAGAUCACGGGAGCCGAGUUCUCCAGAGCUGAGGCCCACACUGCAGAUGGGAUCUCCAUUCGCUUCCCCCGCUGCACCCGCAUUCGAGAUGACAAGGACUGGAAGACAGCCACCAACCUCCAGCAGCUCAAGGAGCUGUACCAGCUCUCCAAAGAGAAGGCUGAUUUCAGUGUUGUUGCUGGGGAGGAAGAUGAGUCCACAGCUGGAAGCAGUGGAGAGAAUGAGGGAAAUUCCAGGUCUUCCACACCACACAGCAUUAUCAAAACUCCUCCAAGCAAGUCACCUGCAAAAGCCAAGCCAGAAGAGAGCAAACCAGCCAUUGAAUCACCUCAAAAACCAGAGGAGAGACGAGGGGAGAAGAGAAAAGCAUCUGAGAUGGAAGACAAUGGAAAAAAGGUCCUGCUGGACAUCUUCACUGGGGUGAAGCUGUACCUGGCGCCCUCCGUGAAGGACUUUGACAAGAUCCGGCGCUACUUCAUCGCCUACGACGGGGACAUCGUGCCCGAGUUUGACACAGCCUCAGCCACCCACGUUAUUGGGGACAUUGAUGACAAUCCUAGUGCUAAACGUGUGUCCCCCAAGUGGAUCUGGGAAUGCAUCCGGAAACAAAGACUGGUGGCCCCGUGCUAGCAGAGUAGGGCACCCAGGCAGUCCUGACACAAGAGUUUCCUGAAGGCAAUGGCUGAGAACGUAGGUAGGUGGAAGAAAUGGUGAGAGUCUCUGUGGAGACAUGGACAGAAUAACAUCUAAGUCUGUCUGAGGUAGUUAUAAAGAUCCAUAGCAACCAUCUGGAAUGAAUUAAAAGAGCUCUCUGAAGAAAUGUCACUGUUGAAUCCAUUUUUCUGCCCAUAAUGUAAACCACUGCACUUACCGAGGUGCUGGUUUAGUCUCCUUGGGUUUUUACAACUUGGGUAUUUUUAUAGAUAAAGAAAUAAAACUGAAGCAGUUUCUCCUUU